UAUUAUGAAAGAUGUGGUUCCUGUCACUUUAAAAAAAAACUAUCAGUCCUAUUACAUGGUUGCUAAGUGACCAGAACACACUCCAUUUGUAUGAAGAACAGAAGUUCAGUAAGAAAUUCCAGAGGCUGAGAGGAGGAGCACUUAAGCCUUCUGUGAAUUAGGACAAACUAUCUUAGUACUGCACCAGACAAUUUUAUGAUACAUUAAGGUGCAGAUUUUACAUUGAAUUAAGCAAAGCAGACAAGUAGUGCUGUUUUCUCCAGUUUGGCAAACUGAGCUAAGAUUCAGCCUUCUGUGAGAAACAAAAGCUUUAAGGGAAAAACGUUAUGCCAAAACUAAAAGGAAAACCAAAAUCAAAAUCCAAUUCAGAUCUCUACAUUCUUGAAAAGUUCCUGCAGACAUAUGAAAAGCAUUGUAUGCUCUCCCAAACUUGUAUCAGUCCAACUAUAAAACAAGGUUUACAGAAAUGUAUAUCAAAUGAGACAUUAAUCACUAAGUUUUUGCUUACCAAUGUGGAAACCUUAUCAGGAAACCUGCAUCCAGUUUCCCUUACGCCUUUACUAAGGACAAUUCGAGAUGAACGGUAUCAGUUGGGAAAAGAACUGUGUGUUCAGGGAAUUAAGACAAGUCCUCAAGAUAUCGCAAAUCUUGCAAUCUUACUUGAGCUAGAUGGACGUACUAUCUAUCCAUUUUCAAAAUUAGAAAUAACUCAUCAAGUGUUAGAUCUCUGGAGCACGGACAGACUUGGAGUAGCUUUGCCUUACAGCAAUCUGAAUUCUCUUGUAUUGGAUUAUUCAAAAUGUGGAGAUGAUGGUAUCAAUAGGCUUACUUCUGGAUUAGAGGGCAACAGGAAGCUUUUAACUCUGAGUUUUUGCUACUGUGAUUUAGGACCUGAAAGUGGGACAACACUAGCCAGACUUGUAACACAAACUGCCAUUUGUAACCUGUUCCUUAAUGGUAACCACUUGCAAUGUCUGGGUGCCAUUGAACUCCUCAAACCAAUAGCAGAGUAUGCAGAAAAGCUUGGACAAGAAAAGAAGGCAAAUGCUUUGGCAUACAGCAACGAUACUGCUCACGAGAAUCUAGAUGUAAACAAAGCCACGACUAUUCAUUCAAAAGCUGUCAGUUUGAUAACCAAUUCCAAAAGAAAUAGUUCUACUGAAAUGGAAAGCAAUGGAAAGAAAAAGAAAAGAAAAGGCUUUAAAAAAAGAAGUAAGAAACCUGACCCAGGCCCAUGGUUAGCAAAACUGCAUUUGUCUGAUAAUGCUAUAGAUGGAAAGUUUAACCAAGGAGAGAAGAACCUGUGGAAGUUCAUUCUGCUUUUGACCUGUCUGAUCAAGAAUUCUCACCAUCUUGUGGAAGCUGAUAUUAAUGGCAAUGCCAUAGGUGAACAGUGUGCAGUCAAGAUACUGGAAGCUCUUCAGGACCGAAAGAAAGAAGGACUGCCACGCUUAAAAAUUAAAAUAACUCCCCAGAUUUCAUCAGUAACCUUUGAGAAAAUUUUCAGGAGUUGCUCAAAAACCAGUCGAAUCAAAAAGAGAAAGAAGAAAACCAAGUGAUCAUGAAAUUUGUAUAAGCUUUCUGAAGAUAUUACAUUCAAGGCCUUUGAUAUACUUCAACAGUUCUUUACACGUUCUAACUUUUGUAAAGUCUAUACAAAAUCUUCUCAAAAUUUCUCCUCAGGAAAAUUUAAAAAUAUGAACAGAUGCAAUUGUAACAGUUCUUACAAGCUUUAUUUAUUGAACUAAAGUUAUGCAAC
Messenger RNA from Pogona vitticeps (central bearded dragon), 1759 nucleotides. Lineage: Eukaryota; Metazoa; Chordata; Lepidosauria; Squamata; Agamidae. The record is from RefSeq and is a predicted model, not a curated record.